Messenger RNA from Cucurbita pepo subsp. pepo (vegetable marrow), 3821 nucleotides. RefSeq names its product DUF630 family protein, putative (DUF630 and DUF632). The record is from RefSeq and is a predicted model, not a curated record. NCBI's taxonomy places the organism in Eukaryota, Viridiplantae, Streptophyta, Magnoliopsida, Cucurbitales, Cucurbitaceae.
GUUACCAACGGCGGGUUCCACGAGUCUCGUGUUCCUCUGUUUCUGCCCUUCCUCCUCUUCUUCUUCAUUCCGACUCUGAAUUUCGAUUCAAUUUCUCUGAAACACACAGAUAAACAGCUACGCGAGUGAAUCGAGGAAGAAGAAGAAGAUCCAUUGGACAAAAUUUGCUCAGAUCUCCACCUUCACGCAUUCCGAUAAUUGGGAUUUCUGUUUUUGAUCCCUUGAAGUAUUCAUUCUAUCUUUUUCUCUCUCUGUCUCUGAUUCUGUGCUCCUCGCAUGGAUGGCUAUUACGUAUUCUCAUCGAUCUCAACGUAGAUUAUUUCUGGAUCUGGAGUGGUUGAUGUUGCUCAUAAUGAUUCUACCUGUUUUUCGUUUCCAUCGAUUUGGAAUCGGACGGACAUGGCAGCCAUGAUUACGCGGGGUAUGCUGGUGUUCUACGGUGGUAUUGGCCUAGGGUUUUGCUCUGGGGUUUUUCUGUGGUUUCUGUUGCCAUGGGCUGUGGAGGAUCCAAGGUAGACGAGCUUCAAUUGGUGAGUCUCUGCAGAGAGAGGAAGGAGUUAAUCAAAGCUGCGUCUCGACAUCGUUAUGCUCUGGCUGCAGCUCAUGUUACGUAUUUUCAGUCUCUCAAAGACAUUGGCGAAGCUAUACACAAAUUUGUCGACGAAGAGAUUGUGAUCUCUGGUGCCGAAUCAUCAUCCUCUCAUGGCUCUCCUGUUCUUACACUGCCAUCCGAUGAAGGGAAAGGGAAGAGGAAGAAACCGACAUCUGGCGAGAAUCACAUAAGCUCGUCUUCAUCGUCCCCGAUUUUACAUUCUCUUUCGAUUUCACAGUCUCCUCAUGAGGACGAGAUUAACGGUCACUUGCAUUUAUCAUCUGGAUCGGAGUCAGAAUCUGAACACAACUCUUCCGGUCAUAUUCAAAUUGAGGAUAGCCCUUUACAUGAUGAAGGUUAUAGCCAUCCUCCUUAUGCUUAUCCGCCAAGGGAUUGGAGCUCUCCGAUGAAUAGCCAUCCUCCUUUUGCUUAUCCGCCAAGGGAUUGGAGCUCUUCGACGAAUACAUACGCCUAUUAUAUGCAGAGGUCAACCACUCCGGCAACGACUGUUAUGUAUAAUGGGCCGGAAACACAUACAGCUUCAGAUGGGCAGUGGCCUGAUCCUUCGCACAACUAUCCACCAUAUCAGCAGUAUGGAAACGGAGGGUUCUAUGGGUUUCCAAUGGGUUCACCACCGGAUUACAGCUUGCAUAAUCAGCAGCCAAGGCGCACUGCUACUUCACCGCCUCCCCCUUCUCCGCCGAAGGUCUCUGCUUGGGAUUUUAUGAAUGUUUUUGAUGACUAUGAUAAUGGUUACCAGGUUUAUAAUUCGGGAAAUAAAUAUGGGUAUGGUUCCAUUCAGAGCAGUCCUGAUUCCAACGAAGUGAGGGAGAGAGAAGGGAUACCUGAGUUGGAAGAUGAAACGGAGCCUGAAGCUCUGAAAGAAAUUAAAGAGAGGAAGAAAUUGAACGUAGAAGCAAUAAAAAAGAAUAUGAAUUCAGGGGAGGGAACUUCAAAGUUUGUACCUCAACAGAGUAGUGAGGACAGCUCAAAAUCAGUGCCAUUGCCAAAUAGCGGUAGCUCAACGGUAAGUAAGGAAAAGGGAAUAAAUAACAGUCCUGAUACAAUUGUGUCGAAAAAAUCGGAACAGGAGGAGUCAGUGGGGAAGAAGGAGGUGAGUUUCGAGAUCGAGGAGACUUCGACAUUAGAUGUUGAAUCUUCCAAGAAAAGUAAUUUAACCGCAUUCACUGCUUUUGGUACAAGGGACCUCCAGGAAGUUGUAAGUGAAAUUAAGGUUGAGUUUGAAGCUGCUUCUAGCUAUGGGAAAGAGGUUGCCAUGUUGCUUGAAGUGGGGAGAUUGCCUUAUCGGUCUAAGAUCGCUGUACUUAAAGUUAUUCUUUCUCGGAUCCAGUACUUGGUGGCCCCUUCCUCAGCAUCUUCUCGGCCGCCAUUGAUUUGGUUGGACCCUAAGACAGUGAAAAUGGCUAAAGCAUACUCUGGGUCUGGCAGUCCUGGCAACGAGCUUGACCUGAAAUCUGGAAGCCUUUCAUCUACGCUGGAGAAGCUUUAUGCAUGGGAGAAGAAACUGUAUAAAGAAGUUAAGGAUGAAGAAAGGUUACGUGUUAUUUAUGAAAAACUGUGCAAGAAGUUGAAAAGGUUAGACGACCAAGGAGCUGAUUCCACUAAAAUUGAUGCUGUGCAUGCCUCUAUUAGAAGAUUAUCAACCAAGAUCGACGUCUGUAUCAAAGCCGCUGAUGCUAUAUCGAGCAGUAUACAUAAGUUACGGGAUGAAGAACUGCAGCCUCAAUUAACUGAGCUGAUUCAUGGGUGGAUAAAAAUGUGGAGAUCCAUUCUCAAAUGCCACCAGAAACAGUUUCAAGCACUCAUGGAGAGUAAGUUUCGGUCAUUAAAAGCUAGAACGGGCUCGAGAAGAGAUGAGAGUUUGAAAGCUACUGUGGAUCUUGAAAUGGAACUUGUCAAUUGGUGCACCAGAUUUAACAAUUGGAUCCACACCCAAAAAGCUUAUGUUGAAUCAUUAAAUGGAUGGCUCUUACGAUGCCUUAACAAGGAGCCUGAAGAAACCGCCGAUGGAGUCGCUCCUUUUUCGCCAGGUCGAAUGGGAGCUCCACCGGUUUUCAUUAUUUGCAAUGAUUGGCACCAAGCUAUGCUUGAAAUCUCAGAAGAUAAAGUGGUUGGUGCCAUUCAUGGUUUUGCUUUGAACUUGCAUGAGUUAUGGGAAAGACAAGAUGAGGAACAACGUCAGAGAAUCAAAGCCAACUUCCUUUACAAGGAUUUUGAAGAACAUCUUAGAUCCUUAAAAAUCGAGAGGGCAACGAUAAAACCCGACCAGGACGAGGCAUCGGGAGGAACUGUACUUUCAAAAGCUCCUACUGAAAGUGGAGUUUCGCCACCAGAGGAUGUGAAAGUUAAUUUGGAUUCAUUGAGGAGGAAGCUAUAUGAUGAGAGAGCAAAACACAAGGAUGCCAUUAAGCUGGUUCACAAUGCUGCUUCAAAUAGCAUACAGGCAGGCUUGGUUCCAAUCUUUGAGGCUUUGGAAAAAUUCAGUUCUGAGGUCACAAAAGCUCAUGAGCAAGUCAGGCUUUAAACCUUUUACAGGCUAAUACCUGAAGUACGAUUUGGCCCGCUACAUCACGUUGUCGCAUUUCAUUCGGCCGGACAGGAUUGUACCACAGCAGGUUGCGUGCACUCGGGGGACUCGCUACGACAUACCGGCGCUCGUAAAUCCUGGUAGAUUCAUGUAAGAAUCCCCUCUCUUUCAUGUACAUAUAUAUAUAUAAGCCAUUGAGAUGACCUGGUGUAUGUAAACUAUUAGUCUAGCUAGCAGAUAGAAGCCAUGGAAAUGGAUUAGACACACUGAGAUAAAAAAGAAUGAAUAAGAUAGCUAGAAGUGAGAUUUUUGGAACAGAAAAUUGGAUGAGGAGAGGGGUCUUCUUAAUCCUAAGGAGAACACAGAUUUUAGUGGUUUGGUCAGUGUUACGGUCCUGCUUGUCCAGAUCGUGUCCAUAAUUGUGUUGCAAGUUCAGAAGGAGUGUAAUUGUGGCGCUUUUCACCUUCAUUUGAGGAACAUAGAUGUUAGAAGUUUGCUUAGUGUUACGGUCAUACUUGUCCAAAGCAUGUUCAUAAUUGUAUUGCAAGUUUAGAACGAGUGCAAUCUUGACACUUAGCACCUUCAUUUGAGGAACAUAGAUUUUAGAGGUUUGCUUAGUGUUGCAGUCAUACUUGUCCACAACGUGUUCAUAAUUGUACUGCAAGUUCAGAACGAGUGCAA